AUGAUCAAUUCUUUUGAAGGAAAUUUUAGACCACGACGAAACAUCAAUCUUGGAGGUCAAAGAAAGCGAGAAGAUUUAGGGUCUCUAAUCAAAAAAACACAAGAAUUACGAAAUGACAGGAAUCUCGAACGUCAGAGACAAAAAUCUGCUACAAAAAUUCAGGCCUUUUAUCGUGGUAGAACUGUUGCUGGAAGGCUUCGUAAUCAAGAACGAGCAUUAUGGGAUCAGCAAGUUGAAAUUAUCUUUAAUCUAGACAAUUCCAUGUACCACGCAGCAAAAACAUUGGUCAACAUGGCUCGUAGCUUUCUUUUCUUCUAUCGUCCUAUUUAUGAUAAUCGUAGAGAAUUUUGUUUGUGUGAAAUUUUAUGGAAGCAUAACCUAAAUUCAGAGAUGAUAUUUAUUCCAUUUUCUUAUGAUGAAUUACGGAAUACGUGGACUUUACAAUUAAAAAAGAUUUUAUUAAUCUUUCUCCAAAGUGUCGGAUCGCAAUCGCAAUCGCAAUCGAUAAUUGAUGAUAAUAAUUAUGCAAUCCAUUAUUUGAAGACAUUAUUAUUGGCUGUAGAUGUGGAAAAACAUGAACGAACAAAACCGACUUACGGUGGCAGAAUAAUUUCUCAAGAAAUUUUUAAAUAUCUUGUCGAACAUGAUCUAUAUUUUGAAUUAAGAAAAUACCUAUUAAGUUUGAACAUUGAUGAUAAAAAUGAUUUAGCCAUUAUUCCAAUUGUAAAUCUUGGGCUCUACUCAUUUCGUAUUUUUAAUCCUAAAGAUGAAAUCUACAAAUUAUCCUUAGAAAAGUUCAUUACGAAUAUUUUUACCAUCCCUUUAUUAUCACAUCGGAUCAACAUAGAAGCUUUAUCCAUAUUUUCAUCUAGAAUGCCAUUACAUGAGCUUAUAGUUAAGUUAUCAGAAAUGAAUGGAAAUAAUUGGAAUUUAGAACAAGGAAGUGUUAUGUUAAGUAAUUUGUUGGUGUUUGCACACCGAACGAUUAAAAAGAUGAACAAAGAUGUGAUGUUGGCAUAUUUGAAAGUUAUUCAAAAUUUAUUGUUAUUAAUUCCAACUCGAUUACUUAUGGAUAAACCGGAAUCAGAUGUUAUUGUAAUAGUUCAAGAAACAACACCAUCGCUUCCUAAAAUUGAUCCAAGAAUUUUAAAAGGAAUUUCUUAUCUCUUUGAUCCUCAGCAUUUAAAUUCCGUAUUUGCAUUUUCAAAAUGCGCCGACUAUACGGCAUUUCUUAAAAUUUCCAACUUUUUGAUCAUUUUGAUAAACCGGUGGUCCUCAAGGAAGGCUGACUUAUUACAUAGUAUAAUAAACGGAACGUUUUCUAUGUCUGAGAACAUUUCAUCAAUUCGUUUAUUAUGGGAAGCAUUCAAAAAAUCUAAUUUAGCAAGGUUAUUGCCAGCCAAUCAAUCUUUACCUAUUAAUUAUUUUACAGAACCCUCAUUUUCAGAGCAAUGGGGAUUAUUUAUUUUACUUUGUGAAUUGUUUUCUCGAGUUUUAGUUACAAUGGGUGAUGAUGAAUUCUUUAAUGAGAAUCAAAACCCUCUUAAGUUAUCAGAAGUAAUUGAGAUGUCUAUUAGUUUGAAGAAUGUUGGAUUUACUUUAUAUUGGAAUAGUCCUUCAUUUAAAAUGGAUAGUACCAUUCAUGGUGGUUGUAUUUCAUUUAUUUAUUUAAGGGAAAUUAUUACUAAAUUAUUACGACAGAUUCACGCAAGAGAUUCUCGUCGUCGAUUUACUGCAACAGAUCAUUGGUUAAUGAUUUCUGAAUCUGAAAUGGUUACUUUCGCAAAAACCGUGGUAGCUGAAGAUUUAGAAUUAGAAAGGAAUCAGGAUGGUGUCAAUAUUGAUAAACGUCAACUAAUUUCUAUUAGUCCGAGACUCGGAAUUCUUUAUAAUAUUCCAUUCGUAAUACCUUUUGAUGAACGAGUAAAAAUUUUCAGAAACUUUGUUCGUAAUGAUAGUGAACGAAUUAAUGAUUUUGGUUUCUUUGAAUCUCGAAGACGAGUAACUAUUCGUCGAAGUAAUAUAUUUGAAGAUGGAUAUGCAAAUCUCAAUUCCGCUGGGAAAGGAUUGAAAAAUUCUGUAGCCAUUCAAUUUAUUGAUGAAUUUGGAAUCCCAGAGGCCGGCAUUGACGGUGGAGGAUUAUUUAAGGAAUUUUUGACUUCUUUGACGCGUAUAGCUUUUGAUACAAAUUAUGGAUUAUUCCUUAAUACAAAUAAACAACUUUUAUAUCCGAACCCACAAGAAUAUGCACAACAAGAAAUACAAUUAGGUUAUUACGAGUUUAUGGGUCGCAUAUUAGGCAAGGCCUUAUAUGAAGGAAUUUUAAUAGAUGCUGCUUUCGCUGGAUUUUUCCUUACCAAGUGGCUCGGAAGAACGUCUUAUUGUUUAAUUAUUUUGAAAAAUUAUCAAGGAAAUGUUGAAUCAGAUUUUUCAUUAAAUUUUACCGUGGUUGAUAAUGAAUUUGGAGAAUCUCGAACCGUUGAACUUGUACCUGGAGGUAGUGAUAUACCAGUCAAUCAGUAUAACCGUCUUCAAUACAUCUAUCUGGUGGCCAAUUACAGGUUAAAUAUUCAAAUAGAAAAACAAUGCAAGGCAUUUUUCCGUGGUUUAUCUGAUUUAAUAAAUUCAAAAUGGCUAAAAAUGUUUAAUCAGCAAGAAUUACAAAUUCUUGUUGGAGGUGCAUAUAUUCCAAUCGAUCUUGAAGACUUACGACAGAAUACUGUAUAUUCUGAUUAUAAAGAUGAUGAUCCCGUUAUACAAAGUUUUUGGAAAGUUGUGUCAGAAUUUUCUGAAGAAGAAAAGCGAAAUUUAAUAAAAUUCGUUACUUCUUGUUCUCGACCUCCUCUAUUUGGUUUCAAAGAACUUAACCCUAAAUUCAGCAUACGAAGAGCUGGCUCAGGAACUAGAUUACCUUCUUCAAGUACAUGUGUUAAUUUAUUAAAAUUACCAGCGUAUCCAGACGAAAAUACAUUGAGAGAUAUUGAACAAAUUUGGGAAGAAUAUAAACGUCACCAUGACGGUGACUAUUUUACUGAUAACGCAACAGUAGUUUUCAUUCCUACGGCUUCUGGCGCAAGAGGUUAUGACGCUGUUAGACAGUUCCUUGCAAACGCUUACGAUUCUCGCAUACUUAAAAUAAAAGAAAACGUCAUACACAAAACUGUCGGUCAAAACUCUAUUGUCGAAGAAUCGGAUACAAAAAUCAAUUUUGUUAGUGGUGAAGGAAGUUGGCUUGUACCAGGAGUUGAUAGUAGACAUUUAAUUGAUGUCGAUAUUACUUUACCAAUAGUAACUACUGCUAUAUUUGAUGAUAAUAGAAUUUGUUCUAUUCGACUUUAUUGGGAUCAAGCUUCAGCUUUAAAACAACUCAAAUUAAUAUCUGAUAAAAAUACUUGGCCUAUCAUUUCUGAAAGACAGGUAGAUGCAUUGAAAGAUAUUUCUUCCGCCCAACUCAAUCCUUUCGGUCGAGCUGAAUUGGCUGCUGGAGUUUCACGUAUGAAUAUUAAUCACCAACAACAACAACCUCCAGCAGGUCGUCGAAAUGUUCAUACAAGUAGUAGAGUUAAUCAACCUGGUGGUACAGGUGGAAAAUCAUCUAUUUUCGAUGGUUCAGAUGAUACCACUUCUAAUCGUAGUAGUAGAUUUCAUUCAAACAAGAAUCAAUCUCAAUUUAUUAUUGGUGAUCAAGAAACAGGAUUUCAGGAACAACGCUCUCAAAAGAAGAUGAAUCCGAACUCCAAUGCAUCACAAAUUCAAAUGCAAGAUGAUUCUGAAGAAUCAAAUAAACCAGGUCAACGUUCAACUUUCAGGCCUUCAAGUCGUGUCACGAAACCUCCUGGUGGUGGUGGUUCUCAAAUUACCUUUGGUUAA
Diversispora eburnea is the source of this 3870-nucleotide messenger RNA. NCBI's taxonomy places the organism in Eukaryota, Fungi, Glomeromycota, Glomeromycetes, Diversisporales, Diversisporaceae. The record is from the annotation of a GenBank genome assembly.